CGUGGGUUAGCACGAGUAGUCGAAAAGAGGUAAGCCGUAAGGCGAGACGCGGAGGCCCCAUCGAAUUGCGCUGCAGCUCUUGACGCGGUCCGCUCGAAGCUGUUUGUCUUUUCUUUUUCUUCGAAGAACCAUGCCUCUCCCUCCCAGAGCCAGGCUCGGAAAUAAGCUCCUCAUUCCAGCUUUUGUCCCCCAUGCCAGUGGCAGGCCAUGUCAUCACGUAAAAAGGCAAAAAGGGACAUGGGCCAUGGACGAAUCAGUGCCACCAACCAGACACCCCUCCCGAGGAGAAAUCGUGACUCGUAUUUGGUGGCUGGCGAAGAAGAAGAAGAAAAUCGAAAGAAGGCGGCUGACUGUGCAAACGGGAAUCCAAUAUGCACUGUGUGUGCGGCAUCGUAAGCGGCAUAAUAUUGGCACUGUAUUCUGCCCUCAUGCACGAACUACCUUCGGAUACAUUCAAGCGGCCGGGGUGGGCGCUGUGUUGCUCCGUACUGCAGCGGUACUGAAAAUUGGGGCACAGUUUACCGCUUCCGGCGCAAUAUAGCGAGGGAAGACCCCAUUUAUCCGACAGCGAAGAGAACCCACUUCUUAUCAAACAUGACUAAUCUCGCUAGUCUUGUUGGGGCUAAUACGGAACACUGCUGACAAACUCCGAUCGGGUUUUGAGGAGCUGCAGGUGUCGGCUUGGAA
Trichoderma harzianum CBS 226.95 is the source of this 687-nucleotide messenger RNA. RefSeq lists its product as hypothetical. The transcript has a single exon. The record is from RefSeq and is a predicted model, not a curated record. NCBI's taxonomy places the organism in Eukaryota, Fungi, Ascomycota, Sordariomycetes, Hypocreales, Hypocreaceae. The coding region runs from base 131 to 541 and encodes 136 amino acids.